Prunus mume (Japanese apricot) is the source of this 459-nucleotide messenger RNA. The record is from RefSeq and is a predicted model, not a curated record. Lineage: Eukaryota; Viridiplantae; Streptophyta; Magnoliopsida; Rosales; Rosaceae.
AUGAGUCUCACUGUCAUGAAAGUAAAGACCCCCAAGUUCAGGCUAGGCAACAUCAACGUCCAAAGCUUGGAAUCAACGCCUUCAUUCGACUUGAAAUUCACAACCCAAAUCAGGAUCAAGAACUCAGCCAACUGGGGUUCCUACAAGUUCGAUGCUGGAAAUGUCACGUUUCAACACCAAGGCCAGACUGUGGGAGUAAUUAAUAUCGCAAAGGGCAAGGUUGGAUGGCUUUCGACCAUAAAAAGAAAUGCGAAUGUGAGUUUGGAUUCAAGUGCAAUAACUGGUUCAAAUCUUGGAAACGAAUUGAGCAACGGGGUGUUGACGCUCAACAGUGUAGGAAGAUUGAAUGGAAAAGUUGCAAUUAUGUUCAUCAUGAAGAAGAAGAAGGCCACCAACAUGAACUGCACCAUAGCUUUUGAUGUAGCAGCUAAGACCCUCAAAUCUUUACACUGCAAGUGA